Messenger RNA from Rotaria sp. Silwood2, 732 nucleotides. NCBI's taxonomy places the organism in Eukaryota, Metazoa, Rotifera, Eurotatoria, Philodinida, Philodinidae. The record is from the annotation of a GenBank genome assembly.
AUGAAUGUUGACACGCUGAUGGGUGAUUUUCAUCUCUUCGAUAAGCGAAAAGAGGGCAAUUCACUGUUAUGUCGCAUUCAAGGCUUUUUGUAUUAUGUAUUCGGCGCAUCAGUGUUUUAUACACUCGCUCUUCAAGCGUUUUUUCGUUUCACACGUGUUGUCUAUUCUCGAAAGAUCAUUUUUCAACGUUGUGGAACACAACUCAUAUUGGUUGGACUCGGCUGGUUUUUUUCAUUUCUACCUACCGUAUUAUCAGUACUCUCAUCGAGAUCCAUAGUCUUUUUAGCUUCAGAACACUAUUGUUCACUGGACGCUGAUGCAAAGCCAUUAGCAACAUUGAUCAUAUUUUCAUGUAACUAUACAUUGCCCAUCUCAUUUUUAUGUAUAUUGUACACACGUGUCAUUAUCUUCAUACGUCAAUCAACUGAACGUAUGGCUCUUGCUGCACGACAACAGAUGAAAAGGGAUGUAAUUGUUUUGCGUCGAAUUAUCCUAGUUGUCACUAUUCUUGUUGUUCUUGGAGCACCGGGACCUAUUUUUAUCAUCAUGCGAUUUAUCAAUGGUCAACUUCAUCCACUCGCCUAUCGCAUUACGUGGUUAACAGGUUUGACUGGUAUCCUUUUUCUCUCAGUUGCACUCUGCAUUAUAACACCACAAAUGAAAAUACUUUUAAUGACAAUGACAGUACGUCGAAUUAGAGUGGCAGCACUAACGACUGGAUACCCAUUUUAA